GCAGGAGAGCGCUGCCCGCGCGGGAGAGCCAGAGCCGGAGGGGGCCGGGGUCGGGGCAUCUGGUGGAUGCGCCCCGCCGCGCAGCAGCCAGAGUAGCGGCUGCCGCCCGCGCGGCGGGGAUGCCCGGACGCCGGGCCCCGGGGCUGGGCCCCCGGCGGUAACCGGAGCGGGGGGGCCGCGCCCCCCCUCUCCUCCCCCCUCGCCGGUCCCAGAGCCGCAGCUGCUGCGCCCGCGCGCUCCGGGGACAUUCUAACCGCCGCCGGGUCCCGCCGCCUCUCGCCCCGCUAUUAAUACCGGCGGCCGGGAAGGCGGUCGCAGCGCGCGCAGAGCAGUCAUGGAGACACUGCUGGCUUUCGUGGUCGGGGCAGCGUUGGUGUCCUCAGCCUGGGCGGGCUGUGUGGAGGUGGACUCAGAAACCGAGGCUGUGUACGGGAUGGCCUUCAAAAUUCUGUGCAUCUCCUGCAAGCGCCGCAGUGAGACCACUGCUGAGACCUUCACAGAGUGGACCUUCCGCCAGAAGGGCACUGAGGAUUUUGUCAAGAUCCUGCGGUAUGAGAACGAGAUGCUACAGCUGGAGGAGGACGAGCGUUUUGAGGGCCGUGUAGUGUGGAACGGCAGCCGGGGCACCAAGGACCUGCAGGAUCUGUCCAUCUUCAUCACCAAUGUCACCUACAACCACUCGGGUGACUACGAGUGCCACGUCUACCGCCUGCUCUUCUUCGAGAACUACGAACACAACACCACUGUCGUCAAAAAGAUCCACCUUGAGGUGGUGGACAAAGCCAACAGAGACAUGGCGUCCAUCGUGUCUGAGAUCAUGAUGUAUGUGCUCAUCGUGGUGUUGACCAUAUGGCUCGUGGCGGAGAUGGUUUACUGCUACAAGAAGAUCGCUGCUGCUACAGAGGCUGCUGCACAAGAAAAUGCCUCGGAAUACCUGGCCAUCACAUCAGAAAGCAAAGAGAACUGUACAGGCGUCCAAGUGGCCGAAUAACCCUGGCCCUGGGCUCCGCCUCAAGGAAGAGCCAGCCCUAGUGGGGAACAUCUGGGCACAGCCUGCCCCCAAUGGGGGUUGGCCAUUCCUGGGCCUCCACAGCCUCAGAGUCCUGCCAGCGGAGCCGCCAGGGUGGGAGAGGGCAGGGGACUUGGCUCACACCCCUAAUCCAGCCUUCUUCCUCCUGCCCCCUCACCCACCCUCACCAUGCAUGAUGGGUAAAGCAAUACUAACGCUGCUCCCACCCCUGCUUCUGCUGCCUGUUUGCGGGGGGAGGGGGGGCGGUGAGGUGGGGCGGUGGCUCUGCACCCCUUCUUCUUGCUGAUUUGCACACAUUGGCCGCUUCAGACAUGCACUACUGGGGCCCAGCCCCUCCUUGCCCAGAGUGGGUUGUCACAGGCUGGAACAGUUUGGGGCAGGGGGUUCUGGGGCUCACUUCAACCCUCAGUGACAUUUCCCCUCCUGCUUCCUCUGGCUGGACCUGGGGUCCCCUCUCCUGUGAUGCACUCUUGCCCGGCCCAACCCCGCCUUCUCUCACCAGCCUUGGAUUGUGGCCACUUAGAAAGGGGCCCAUUCAGCCUCGUCUCUCUUUACACAAAUAGUUUUGUUCAUGAAAUAAAGAUUCUUGGACUUGA
Messenger RNA from Rhinolophus ferrumequinum (greater horseshoe bat), 1626 nucleotides. RefSeq names its product sodium voltage-gated channel beta subunit 1 (gene SCN1B). Gene Ontology annotation, biological process: sodium ion transport; cardiac muscle cell action potential involved in contraction; regulation of heart rate by cardiac conduction. Gene Ontology annotation, molecular function: sodium channel regulator activity. The record is from RefSeq and is a predicted model, not a curated record. The transcript is spliced from 6 exons. Bases 335 to 991 code for a protein of 218 amino acids. Gene Ontology annotation, cellular component: voltage-gated sodium channel complex. Lineage: Eukaryota; Metazoa; Chordata; Mammalia; Chiroptera; Rhinolophidae.